AUGCGAUCAUCUCAAUACCUCACAGCCCUCGCCGGCCUCCUCCUCUCUGGAGCCAGCGCGACCGUCCUCCCUCGUGACUCUGAGCCCUACUGCUCCAUCAUUAACGCCCGCCCAAGCAAGCUGGCUUGCUCAAAGCAAGGCUACAUCAACGACGACUCUGGAAAGAUUGGCGAUCCUCAAAACAUCCCUCGAGUAACCCAAUGUGCCGAUCUUUGCGCCAAGACUCCUUCAUGCACCUUCUUCAACUUUCGACCCGAAUCCGGCUUUUGCCAGCUCUUUUCUGGAAACUUUGCUUCUGUCGGCCACCGUGAAGAGGCUAGCGGUAGCUACUUUUCUCAGCUUGAAUGCUAUCAGUGUACCAACGCCGACACCCUCUUCAACUUGGACUUUGAGGACCGGGAUGUCGAAAAGUGGGGUCUAGAUAUGGAAAAGGAGGGGGACUUUUACUUCGACAUCCAACAGCCAGACUCUUGGGCCCUUCGCGUCCUGGAAGUCGCCGAUCAAGGCGUAGUCAAGGUCAAGUACUUGCCCACAUUCCACCUCGAGCCUGGCUCCUCCUAUCGGAUCACCUUCCUGGCCAAGUCCAACAAGAAGGACAUUGAGCCUUUCGACUUGAUCCGCACCGUCAUCUACCGCGGCGAUCAGACUAUCUAUGAGGCUUUCCCUGAGUAUCCGGCCCAGUACAUUGGGGGAUGGCAUCAGUUCUACACCAGGUUCACUGUGCGUGAGGGCCAGGGCGGCGAGGCUUCGUUCAUGUUCAAGAUUUAUUCGAGUGGUUCUGAGCUCGAUUGGUACUUUGAUGGUCUUGCCUUGCAAAAGGUUUAA
Messenger RNA from Fusarium keratoplasticum, 825 nucleotides. Its product is annotated as Apple domain-containing protein. The record is from RefSeq and is a predicted model, not a curated record. Bases 1 to 825 code for a protein of 274 amino acids. The transcript has 2 exons. Lineage: Eukaryota; Fungi; Ascomycota; Sordariomycetes; Hypocreales; Nectriaceae.